Daucus carota subsp. sativus is the source of this 1360-nucleotide messenger RNA. RefSeq names its product serine acetyltransferase 1, chloroplastic. Gene Ontology annotation, molecular function: L-serine O-acetyltransferase activity. The coding region runs from base 140 to 1201 and encodes 353 amino acids. Gene Ontology annotation, cellular component: cytosol; cytoplasm. The transcript has a single exon. NCBI's taxonomy places the organism in Eukaryota, Viridiplantae, Streptophyta, Magnoliopsida, Apiales, Apiaceae. The record is from RefSeq and is a predicted model, not a curated record.
AACAAUAUUACACUUUGAAUGAUCUUGUCUGCUCUUAUUAUAAUCUCUUUUCUUCAGUUGCACAAACUAAUCGUUUUCCAUGAAAGUUCUUCUGGUAUAAUCCUUCCCUCCCGAACCUUAUAUACAUAUACAUCUGUAUAUGUAUAUCUAUAUAUAUAUCUCAAUUCUCCAUCUUUCUUGUCAAAAUCACAAACUCUCUGCUUCAAUGGCAACUUGUAUCCAAACAAAGCCCAUUUCUCGCAAUACAAACAGGUCCCAAAUCGAUGACCAUGUUCGUGUCUAUAAUUACAUAAAAUCAUGCAGACCCAAUUUUCAAGAUUAUGAUUCUUGCUUGCCCAUUUCAUCGUAUCACCAAAAGAAAUCUCACGUUUGUUGUAUUGAUAAAAAUCAAGAUUUUGUAUGGCAGAAAAUGAAAGAGGAAGCAAGGUCAGAUGUUGAUCAAGAGCCCAUUUUGUCAACUUACUAUUACACCUCAAUCUUGGCUCAUGAGUCUUUAGGAAGAGCUUUAGCCAAUCAUUUAUCAAUGAAACUCAGUAAUGCAAGUAUACCAAGUGGGACCCUUUAUGAUCUUUUUCUUGGGGUGUUCACAGAUGAUCAAGAAAUCUUGAAAUGUGUUGUGUUUGAUAUAAUGGCUGUGAGGGAAAGAGACCCUGCUUGUAUAAGUUAUGUACACUGUUUCUUGAACUUUAAGGGAUUUUUAGCUUGUCAAGCUCAUAGGGUGGCACAUAAGUUAUGGUCACAAAAUAGGAAAAUAUUGGCCCUUUUGAUUCAAAGUAGGGUGUCUGAGGUUUUUGCUGUGGAUAUCCAUCCGGGGGCAAAGAUCGGACGAGGGGUAUUGUUUGAUCAUGCUACUGGAAUUGUUAUUGGAGAAACAGCAGUUAUCGGAGAUAAUGUGUCCAUUUUACAUAAUGUGACAUUGGGCGGUACUGGUAAGGCCUGCGGAGAUAGGCAUCCGAAGAUUGGUGAUGGGGUGUUGAUAGGAGCGGGAACUUGUGUUUUAGGGAAUAUUAAGAUUGGUGAUGGGGCAAAAAUUGGUGCUGGUUCUGUAGUGUUAAAAAGUAUACCUGCUAGAACUACCGCAGUUGGUAACCCUGCUAGAUUGAUUGGAGGGAAGGAGAAUCCAUUUAGGCUGGAUAAGAUUCCAAGUCUUACUAUGGACCAUACUUCACAUAUUUCUGGUUGGUCUGAUUAUGUUAUUUAGACUCUACUUGAUUAAGGUUUCUGUUUUCAUGUGUACAAGUGAGAAUUGAGGUUCUCCUGUUAGAUAUUCUGGUGAAGUAUACUUGUUCUAGAAUGCUAGAACAGCUUGUAAUGUAUUACUCAAAAUUCAUCUAUAUGAAUAAACUCUUUGGUCUCUGAA